CACACUUUACAACUUCAGGCUAGGCUCGACAUCUUACAUACGUCGCUCGCUAUGCGCCUCCCACAAUCGAUGUCCCAAUGUCCGCCAACAAUAUCCCCAAUGGCAACUCCUCGGGGCCAACAACGCAGAAACCCUCUAAUAAGCUGAACCCCAACUCGACAUCUGGUUCAGGUCCCUCCAUUCACGAUGCCUCAACGCUUUCCGACGUCCGCGCCGCAUUGGCUGCCCUACACGUCCGAGAGACCAGCGUAACAAAUCGUCUCAAUGCGCUCCUCUCCUCCCAAGCAGACCUAUCUCGAGAGUUAGGACGGCUCGAUCUACUUCGUGCGAACCUCGGCUCCCAAGUUAUUGCAACAAGAUCUAUCAGCAAUGGCAUGCUGUCCUCAGCUGCCGACACUGCAGGCCGACUUUCUAGCCGGGUCAAGGAUCUCGAUUUGGAAAAGGACAGAGUGCAGCAAACUUUGAGAGUUGUCGAGCAAGUUGCAGAGCUCAAAGCUUGUGUCCAUGGCGUUGUUGGCAGCAUGGGUGCGCCGCAGGAUUGGGAGGCAGCGGCUGGGUAUAUUUCUCGCGCAAGCAAGGUGCCUGAACCAAUCAUACGCGGUGGUUUUGCGGCCUCUAUGGUCCCGAGUGUCGAAGUGCCAGAUGCGCCCUGGGUAACGCUUGAGAAUGCGAAAGAAAGCUUAUGCGGAUUGUUUCUACGGGAAUUCGAAAAGGCUGCUAAAGACGGCGACGGCGCUAAGGUUACAAGAUUUUUCAAACUGUUUCCUUUGAUAGGGAGAGGUGAUGUUGGUUUAGAUGUAUAUGGGCGAUAUGUAUGUCAGGGCGUUGCUGGUACGGCUAGGGCGACUCUCCGGGCAGCACCUGGAGAUGCUGGAAAGAAAGAUGGGUUCUUCUACGCCAACGCGCUCACCAAGCUAUUUGAGCAUAUUGCCCAGAUCGUUGAGAGCCACGGCGGUCUUGUAGAGAGGCAUUAUGGCGAGGGAAAGAUGGUCAAGGUCAUAGAGAGACUCCAGAUGGAGGCUGAUGUACAAGGCGGCAUCAUUUUGGAUUCAUGGAGUGACGAGAGAGGCAUCGACAGGAAACUUACUGAUGCAAAGAGUUACCCGUUCUCUUUCUUAGUACAGAGCUUCCUCCCACCGCAGAGGACACUUACAGGUACACCACGUGUGAAUUCGCCAGCGCUAGGUGGUGGAACCAACGCACGGAAUAGCGAAGACGAAGGUGUUGAUAUGAAAGAAGUGGACAGUCUACUUAGCGAGAUCUCUGUCAUGCUUGGCCGUUGGGCAUUGUACUCGAGAUUCCUUGCUGGGAAAUGCAAGGACCCAGAUACCCCUGAUGAUGCUCCUCUGUCAAUUCCAGAAGUCGUCACAAAAUCCAAUCUUGGUCGGAAGAUUUCAGGGAAGCUAACAUCACCAUACAAUUCUUUGGCCAUGUUCUUUUUCAGAAGAUCCGUCGAAAAAGCGUUCCAACUCGACGAAUCACCCAGCGGCCUGUCACUCAACAUCAACAAGUCUAUUGACGGAAAUGCCCCUUACAUAAUCUCAGCUGUUGAUGAUAUCAUGUAUAUCGUCAGUACCAUAACCCAAAAGGCCAUAUCAACAUCGCAACGCGACGUAGCAGCCUCGGUUAUUCCGGAUGUCGGAAGAGUAUUAGGGUCUGAUUUUAUUGGAAUGGUACAGCGGAGGAUGCGGGAUGAAUCCUAUCCCCAGCCCACAGUCCAAGGAGGUCUUCCACCUGAGAACAAAAUUAUUGCUUUUAUUGUGCUCAUCAAUAGCUUGGAUGUGGCAAAAGAUUACCUAGCUCGCAUCAUCGCAUCACAACUGGGCACUUCUCCCGAUCAACCGGAUGGGACAUCCCACUCUAACCCCUUAGCAACAAAAUUUCCAUUCGAACACGACGUCACAUUUGUAACCUCAACCCUCAACGCAUUAAAUUCCACAUUUGCUAUUAAGACUAGCGAAUUGAUAUCCGAUGCCUUGAAGGUUCUUUUUACCUUUGUUGUCAAGCAAAGGCUAAAGCCUGUUCUCGUGGAAGCCUUCCGCGAUGCGGAUUAUUGGCGCUCCGAAGACGAACUGGCCGAAAUCGCCCGCCAGAAUGAUGAAGACGAAGACGAGAUGAUAGAUCGCGUCCAACGGAGAUUCGAACGUGGAUGGGAUGCUCUAAUGAAACCUAUCGCACGACUAAUGACUCCUAAAACGUUUACUGCGCUUGUGGACCUCACGGCUACAGAUCUGGCUAAGACGCUCGAGAAAAGGGUUUGGAGUUACAGUGGGAAAACGAGCGCGUAUGGUGCAAUACGCAUGGACCGGGAUUUCUCGGGUAUCAUCAGUACCGUCUCUAGAGGGAACUGGUCUGUUAGGGAAAUGUUUGCGAAGGUGACCCAAAUUCUUAUGGUCGCCAACAUGGAGGAAGAGGAAUGGGAAGAAUUAAGCAGUGACGAUGGGGAAGACAGUAUCCAAUGGGUACUCAACGAGGAUGAAAGGCGGAGAGCGAGGAAUUUAGUUAAGGCAUGAUUAAUGAUCAUUAGUUGUACGCUUUAGAUCUAUGGUAUAUAGCAAGCGCAGGAUGUGUCUUGGCUGUACAAAGUUAUGAUAGACAAUUCAAAAUAAGGGGCUGUUUGUGAGUCA
Molecule: messenger RNA, 2627 nt
Organism: Annulohypoxylon maeteangense
Lineage: Eukaryota; Fungi; Ascomycota; Sordariomycetes; Xylariales; Hypoxylaceae
Product: COG4-domain-containing protein
Exons: 2
Coding region: 78-2513 (811 amino acids)
Source: RefSeq, a predicted model, not a curated record